UAGGAAUUUGGUCCAACUCUUAAGAAAGCGCAUGAGUACAUAAAGAAUUCGCAGGUUUUGGAAGACUGCCCUAGUGAUCUUAGUUUCUGGUAUUGUCACAUUUCUAAAGGUGCAUGGCCUUUCUCAACUAGAGAUCAUGGAUGGCCCAUAUCAGAUUGCACUGCAGAAGGUUUAAAGGCUUCACUCUUGUUGUCGCAGAUUCCAUCAAAAACUGUUGGUGAACCAAUUGAUGCAAACAGAUUGUACGACGCAGUGAAUGUCAUUCUUUCACUAUAGGAAUUCGGAUGCCAAGAAGACAUGAUGUUCUGUGGUGUGUUUGAUGGCCAUGGCCCUUAGGGACACUAUGUAGCAAAAAGGGUCAGAGAAUCGCUGCCAUCAUCUCUGCUUUGCAAUUGGCAGGAGACUCUUGCUAUGAGCUCAAUUACAUCAGAAUUCCUUUUGGAAUCUGAUAAAAUGCUUAAUCGAUUUGACAUUUGGAAGGAAUCCUAUUUGAGAACUUAUUGAAAUGAGUGAUUCACUUGGGCAAAUGAAUCAUAACCUUGAAGGUUUGAAGAGUGAUCUGAAUGAAGUUACUAAGGGAAGGGAUUGCCUUGAUUCUGAGGUACUUGUCUUGAAAGAGCAGCUAGAAAUGGCACAAGCUGUUGCUGAAGAAAAUGAAGCAAUUGCUAUAGAAGGUCGACAGAUGGCUGAGGCAAGGAAGAACUAUGCUGAAGAGGAGGAGGAGGUGAAGCUGUUAGAGAAGUCUGUGGAAGAGCUAGAAUAUACCAUAAAUGUAUUGGAAAACAAGGGGGAGCUUGUCAAAGGAGAGGUUGAAAGGCAACGGUUGCAGAGAGAGAAGCUAGAAGGGGACCCUACUGAAACAGUUCAUGUGGAAGGUUAUGUGGCAGUUCAUGUGCAUUUGUAUCUUGUUUUGAAAACUUUAAAUAGACCAUUAAUUGUUUUGUUGAUAUUGUGCUGAUUGUUGUCUUGAUGAAUGUUAAAUGGGUGAAAUAUGCACAGGUUCAAUCAUUUGUUGAUUAUGA
Magnolia sinica is the source of this 1022-nucleotide messenger RNA. RefSeq names its product kinesin-like protein KIN-12D. The record is from RefSeq and is a predicted model, not a curated record. Lineage: Eukaryota; Viridiplantae; Streptophyta; Magnoliopsida; Magnoliales; Magnoliaceae. The coding region runs from base 506 to 958 and encodes 150 amino acids. The transcript is spliced from 6 exons.